This is a messenger RNA of Spirodela intermedia, 1557 nucleotides long. The record is from the annotation of a GenBank genome assembly. Lineage: Eukaryota; Viridiplantae; Streptophyta; Magnoliopsida; Alismatales; Araceae.
AUGGAGAGUGAACACCAUGACUACGACAUCACCGAUGUUCACAGUGUUUACGAGCGAAAUGUCAGCUGCUUUGUCUGCAGGAGAAACUUUCAGCCGGAGGUUGAAACUGAUGAGGCUUUUGAUGUAAUGAGUAUAUGCAGAGACUGCAAAACCAGCGUUUUCGAUGAUCUUGGAACCACGAUGUCAACUCCAAGAGACGUCCACCAGAGGAGGCAAAGGGGGGUAAGAGUUAGGCGGCAGAGUUCAGAGUCAGUUGAGGACCUGUUUCUCCAGGAAUUCUCUCAGCUCAUAAAUCUAGCUAGACAGAAUCGUGAAACCCAUCUUGAGGGUGGCAGUGCUCAGACUGUGAGCUCUACUAGUCGAGACAGAUCAAUAAGAUGGAGACGGACCCUUUCAGAUAAUGAGAGUGAUGGGCUUGAUCAGGUAGAUUCUUUAUUUGCUGAGAGCGAUUCCAACUUCAGCUUCGGCGUCUACGGUGGGGAAUCUGAUGCGUCGGUGGACGGGCCUAGUUUUCUAGAUCGAGAAGUGUUCAUCCAUCUUGACGACGAGAGUCGGAUCGUCACUGAUAUUGGUAUCGACCCGAUGCACACGGGAUUAGAUUCGUGGAAUUCUGAUGAUCAAGAUGAAGAUGGUGAAGAGUGGGAGGACACCAAUUUCGAUGAAGAAGUCACUCCAGAAGUUGACCCUUCUCAUCAAAUUCGAGAUGCGAGUGGAAGUCCAGUUGCGAAUAGGGCUCGAGUCCACUGGAUUUCACAGGAAGAUGGGUUCCUGCCGUAUCCGAGCAUCUUCUCCGAUUUGGAGGAAUCAGACCUUUACAUCCAGUCAGGGGACUAUCUCAAUGGAAGGGGUCUCGAGGAGUUACUCGAGCAUCUGGCUGAGACUGACGGCUCGAGAAGAGGGGCCCCCCCUGCUUCAUCAUCUUUCGUGGAGAAUCUCCCUCGAGUGGUCUUCUCCGAGGACCACGAGAAGAAUGGCGGCUUGAUCUGUGCCAUAUGUAAGGACCCACUGCUCACUGGUACCCAGGUAAGCCAGCUUCCAUGCCUCCACUUCUACCACCCUUCCUGCAUCCUCCCAUGGCUGUCUUCCCGGAACUCGUGCCCUCUGUGCCGAUACGAGCUCCCCACAGACGAUCCUGAUUACGAACAAGGGAAGAGGCAUCUGAGCAGCGGCCCGAUGGAGCUAACGGAGAUCAGGGACGAAGAACUCCCCGAGGAAGGUUCAUCCACGGAAUCCAGCGACUCAGAAGUGGAGGAGGUGAGCGAUCUUGGCCUUGAAAGGCAGGAGACUAUGGGUUCCGGAGAAGAUGACCCCAGUGAUCCUAGCCAUUCAAGUAGAGGGGGUGCUGGAGGAGGAUGGCUUCUUCUUGCUGCUGCUCCAAUUGUGGGUAUUGUGGGUGCUGUUCUUGUGUUGUGGCUUGGGAAGCCUCUGACCAGAGGAGGAGGAAGUCUCCGCAGCCAUGGCGGUUGGGGUGAUCAGAUCCCGCGGGUGUCCUCAACAAACGACUCUGCUCAAGCGAGUGGCAAUGGCAGGAACAGGAGAUGGUGGCCCUUCUUUUAG